This is a messenger RNA of Dentiscutata heterogama, 238 nucleotides long. NCBI's taxonomy places the organism in Eukaryota, Fungi, Glomeromycota, Glomeromycetes, Diversisporales, Gigasporaceae. The record is from the annotation of a GenBank genome assembly.
AUGUCUGUUACUGAGGAUCUAAACAUUUCUAAUAAAGAAUUUAACCCAUCUGAUAUAGAAUCUAGUUCAUUUGAUAUUAAUGAAGAAACUUCUGAAUCUACAAGCUCGAUUACGACAUCCUUCAAACAACUAAUCACAAAGCUAAUAAUAAACCAUCACCUACUUAAAACUUCGACAGGUGUUUUGGCAGAUCAUCUUAACAAACAGCAUAAUUGUAAUGUUGUCUUAAAUCAUAAAC